This is a messenger RNA of Daktulosphaira vitifoliae (grape phylloxera), 5512 nucleotides long. RefSeq lists its product as uncharacterized. Gene Ontology annotation, molecular function: protein binding. The record is from RefSeq and is a predicted model, not a curated record. The transcript has 17 exons. Bases 391 to 3909 code for a protein of 1172 amino acids. NCBI's taxonomy places the organism in Eukaryota, Metazoa, Arthropoda, Insecta, Hemiptera, Phylloxeridae. Gene Ontology annotation, cellular component: cytoplasmic vesicle.
CGUAUGCGCGUAUUGACGUUCAAGAUAAAUACCUAAAGAACAACGAUAAAAUUCUUAUCAUUUAGUUUUUGCAAAAUAACGUUAAACCCUUAUGUUAAAUAUUUUAUUAGCGAGCUUUUUUAUUUCAGUGUUCAAUUUUUUACCACUUAAACAUUUUUUGACUUUCUAUAGAUAUCGAAGUACUGCUGAUUUCAUCGUAAAAAUUUGAGUACCGACUAUCAAUUGCGAAUUUAAUUUGUGUCUAGUUGUAUAUUAAAAUAUAAUACAAGUGUUGUUCAAUAGUUUUGGCUUUGAUAAGCUUCUAUGCUUAUCAUGUGACAAUAACUAAUUGCUUGUCUUCAGAUCCAUUUGUCUGAUCUACCAAGCUUAGAUUAAAUUUCUGAUGAUUCUAUGUUAGGCAUUUCCUCUACCACGUACGGUUGUGUUCUAAAAAAUUCAACCAUGGUUGAGGUGUUUGCUGCUAGUCAAGGUGACUGUAAUUCCAAUAAUUUGGAAAUGUUGGAUACCACAUUGAGCUCUUAUAGGAGUAAUGCUUCAUCUCAAGAUAAUGCAGAUUUUUUCCAGGAUUAUUCUGAUUAUCAGUGGUUUGCAGACUACAGGUAUCGUGAUCCUGAUAACUUAAAUCAUCAUCAAAGUAUUUUAACAUCUAUAUCAGAAAAUUAUAACGUUCCUUGUUAUGAGGAUGUGGCAAGAGAUCUUGAUGUUAAUUUGGCUCAUGUAGACAUGGAAAAUCUUAAAUCUGAAGAUAUUCAUAAUAUACUCAGUACACUACCAUCUAUGUGUGGUCAAGACAUCCAAGCAAUUUCGACUGAUUCAUUUUGUAAAAACAAGCAAUUAUUCUCUCCUGUUAAAGAGCAGUCACCAAAUCCUUUUAUUACUUUUAGUACUGAUUCCUUAGACUGCAGUGAUGAUAUGUUGAUUACUUGUAAAGCAAACAAUAAACAUAACUAUACAAUUGCUUUUGAGGAACCAGCUAUGGGUGUUUCAGAAGAAUUUCAAAGUAGCGAAGCUAUGAGUACUGGCGAGAGUAGAAAUACUGGUUCAGGUGAAGCAUGGUCAAGUGAUGGAAGUAUACAACCAAGUAUACCUAUGGUAUCAUCAGAUACUACUUUUACUACUUGGAAUAAAUUAAAAAAAUGUAUAACAUCUGAAACUAAAAAUUGUAUCCAAUUAAAUAAUGAAACAUCAUCAAGUUUGUCUUCAACUAAUAAUGAAAAAACUCAAAGUUUACCUGAUCUCAUACCAUUGAAAUUGAUAUGGCUUAAACAGAAAAAAAGUCAUUAUAAUUAUCUUAUCAAGUCUACACAGUCUGAAGGAGGAAAUGACUGCAGAGCAGCUAAGUUGUUUGAUUUAUCAGGUACAAAAGAACAAACUAAUAGCACUAAAUUUAGUUUGGUAAAAAUGUUCAUAAGUCAAAAGAAAAAUCGUCAGUCAGAUAGUAGUUUAGUAAUUAGUGAAAAUGAAGUCAUAGCUGAUACAUCUGACACUUGCAAAAAUAAUUUAGAAGAUAGUCUUAUGUGUCAAAACAAAAAUACAGUUAAUUCUAAAUGUAUUAGUAAUAACAAUGGAUCAAUAAAUUCAUCAAUAAUGACUAAUAAACACCUAUGGAAAGGUUCAAGUAUUAAUAAAAGUAUGCAGACAUCUUCAAUGGAUAAUAGUAUCAAUAUUAGUUCUGAUACCAAGUGUGCGAGUAGUCCUGUUUAUGUGAUGUUUCCAAGUUAUACAUUACCGGAUCUUUCAUUUUUAAAAAAUCCUAAAGCAUCUGUUGACAUAACUAAUGUGUUUCUUAUACCACAAAAGUUUUCACCAUUGCCAUCUCCUGAAGUGGAAUUUAAAAAAUUAACAACUACUUCUAUUAAAGAACAUUGUUCUUCAAUAGAAAAUUCUUUUGAUUUAAAGUCACUUUGUGCAAAAGGAUUUGAUCAUGUUAAUGAUUGGAAUUCUUUAGCUAUUUUGUUACCACAUAAUGUAUCAACAGCGUUAUCAAAGACACCAGAGUUAAAAGAAUGUUUCAAGAAUAUUAAUUUAAAAUUGGUUGAGCCUUCAUUUUGCCAAUCAGAAAUUAAAUCAACUAAUAAAAAGGAUAACAUGUAUAUUUACCAGUAUGAUGAUUCUAAUCAAAAUCAUAAACCACCUGCUGGUAGAAUGAACUCAAAGAUUCCUAUAAAAAAUGAAUUGCGAAGACCUCUAGGUGAAGUCCCUAAAAGGCUUAGUAUGAAUGACAUGAAACCAGAAACGUUGAAUGAAUACCAAAAUAAAAGGCGUUCUCUUCCAUCUCAACUAAUUGUUGAUCUAAAUAUUCCUACUAUGAGCUCUGAUGUUGGAACUUCAGAAGAUGAAGGAGUUGAAUGUUCUGGUAGCAACUGUGAUAGUCCAAAUCCAUAUGUUGAUGAAGCGAAAAGACUUGAUAGUAUAUUACGACAAAACAAAAAGUCUCAAGUUAAUCUGAGAUCACAAAUGAAUAAAUAUUUGCAUAGAGCUGGUCAUCAUACACCACCAAAUUCUCCUAAUCAAGCUACUAUUCAAAUAAAAAAAGGGUUAGAUUCAGACAAAUUUGAAGAAUAUGAAAUAAAUAAACCAACAGAUUCUAUUUCACAUAAAAAAGAUUUAAUUAGAAAUUGUUGUUUUGCUGCUGAAAAAAUUGCAUUUUGCCUUGAUAAUGACCACACAGAUGAUUUACAUUCAGUUGUUUUAGAUGUUUUUUGUCCAGCUCUGUAUGCAUUGUUUAGUGAAAAUUUGAAAACAAUGUUAGAAACAUCAUUUGGGCCUGUACAAAGUUCUGUGUGGCAUGUAAUUGAGGCAUCAUCACAACAAGGUAUUCUUUCUUCAGCACUUAAUGAACUUACAUUAAAAAUCAACAAUGAACUAGCACUUAAUGAAGGUGUUAUGAAGUUCAAUGCAUUUGUAUUUGGCUUGUUAAAUGUUGGAGGACUGGAUGCUUGGCUUUGUUACAUACGAACUCGUGAAUCAGUAUUGCAAAAAUUUUAUAACCGAAAUGCUUUGUUUGUUCGGGCUAACUUUGGGUGUACAUUGCAUAGAGAUUUGGUCGACCGGUUAAUUACUGCUACCAAAUCUUUAUCAAAGUAUAGACCUGAUUUGGAUCCACUAUUUGAAUGUCGAAAACUCCAUGAAAGCCUUUCAAACAUAAAUAAUCGAACGUCUUGGUUAUUAAAAAAGACUGCCAGAACUCUGGAAAAUGAAACAUCAAGACCUAGAUCAUAUGUAGAUUCAGCCAGAACAGUUGAUGUAGCAAGUACGGCUAGCAAGCGAUGGAGUGGUGUACAUAUGGGUUCUAAAUUAGCAACAGCUUUUGAGAGGCUUGAAAAUAUUGAUGAAAGAACUCGAAUGGAAGUUGAAAACAAUUGUGACCAAGAAAAACCUGUACAACGUAACAGGUUUAGAAGAUUACAAAUGAAAUGGGAGUUACUUAGUACUAAAGAUUUAACAGUAAAUACCCCAGAUUUUGAAUCCCCUAUAAGUGACGGAUUGAAUUCAAGGAGACUUUCAAAAUCUCGUAUUCCCCGACCAGUCCUAUCACCUAUUCAACCUCCUCAAGAUAGUUUUAGUAAUAGAAGACCAGUGAGUUCUAAUUGUAAGGAAGAGGUGCCUAAUUUAAUUUCUCCUGGUACCACCAAAACAGACCCUUCAAUUAACAAAUCCAAAAAACCCUCCACAUCAAUUAAUAAAGUAGUACGACCAAGUAGUUUACCUCAAAGAAAACCCAAAGAAUUAGUUCGUUAUGUGAGAACUCUGUCUCAUCGUCUAUCAGCUGAUAAUGGACAUUUAUCAUUCAAUGAAGGUGAAAAAUUACAACUUGUACUGGAGGUUGAUGACAAAUGGAUACUCUGUUGUCGUGGUGCCCGUAAAGGAUUAGUGCCUAGAUCUUUAGUUCUAAUAGUGUCUAAAUAACAUCAAUUGGACACAUUCCAUUUCUACUAAAUUGAUGUUACUGUCUAUAUAUCUCUAAUUGUAAUGGUCUCAUUUUUUUUUUUUUUAAUGUAAUUUGUGUUUAUUUUUGUACAAUUAAUUAUGCAUAUUAAUUAUUACUUGUGACCGAUGAUCUAAGACAACGGGGCAGUGUAGCAAUGUACAUAAGGGUUUAAGUGCAAAUGUUGAGUUUAGCUUUACUUAAUGAAUUUUAACAAAUUUUGUAAAAACAAAUUAAAUUUUCAUAUGAUAUUACACUUAAUAAAAAAAUUUAGCAUGUGUAUUUGAAACAAAAUAAUUACUAGAUAUAGUUUUACCAUAACAGUUCAUUCAAAUAAAAUGUGACUAUCGUUAAUGAGCCUUUCUUGUACUCAAAUUAUAUUCUUCUUUGAUAACUUCUAAGUACAAGAAUGUAACAGUUCGCAUCAAUAUGUAAUUAGCAAGAAUAAUAAACAGUUAUUUAAAUUUGAGAAACAUAUCUAUUCUAUAUAUAACAGUAUAUAUGUAUAAUUUGUUACAAAAUAUUAAGUAAAAUUAUUUUAUAAAGCUUUUUUUAUGGUUCUUUCUUUUAUAUUCCACUGUGACCUUGUUUAUUCAAAUUGUUUAUUUGAAUAAGUAAGGUCUCAGUGUGUAUAAUUAAGUGUAUUGUCAAUCUUUAUUGUUUAUAUUGUUUGGUGCUCCAUUUUAUUGUUUGAAAAUAAUUUAGUUAGUCUGCACUUAGAAAAUUUUAAGUAAAAUGUUUGACUAAUAGUAAUGCUUUAUAUGAAAAAGAAAUUUAUAUUGUAAAUGUUUUCCAUUUUUUGUUUUUUAUAUAGUUUUCAAAUUGUAUUUUAUAGGUUUUCUUAAAAAUUUAUUUUUGUUAAUUUUUGUUUCAUUAAACAAAAGACUGCUUUUAAAUUGAUAUUAUAAUUUUUUAAUUUUAUUUUAUGUAUUAAACUAAAAUAAUAAUAUAUAAUAAUUAUUAACCAGAUAUGUAAGUUGUUACUCUAGCUGAAAUAAUUAUUAUGUAAUAUUCUAUUAUUAAAUUGUGCUGGUUAUAUAAAAAUUACAAACAGAAUCUUAUAUUUAUGUAACAUACUAUAUUUAUUGUAAUUCUUAGUUGUGCCAUAUUAUAUCUACAAUAAAGUUACAAUACCAAAUAGGCUUACGAGUCAUAAAUAUUUCAAUAAAUGUAUAUAUAAUAAUUGUUCUUUUAUUUAAUAAUAAGAAUAAUAACUAAACAAUUUUAUUUAAGUAAAUUAUUUUUCAUUUGUGUCUAAUUCUAUUAUACAAAUUUACCAAAGAUUCUAAUGUCUUAUUAUCAAGAUUUAUUAUAGUAACUCAAAACAAUUAGUAUGGAGAUAAUUGAGUUUAAAAAUAUGUCCAUAUUAUUUUAAUCACUAGUAUUUUAUAAUUUUACUGUUGAAAUAUAUAUUAAUAUAAAAAUAUACAAGUGCAUACUAUAGGAUGAAAUUUUUAUUUUUAAAAUAUUUUGUAUAACUUAAAAUUGCCAUUUUUUUUUUUUUUUUUUUGAGUUAUUUCACUAAUAUCUUAAUGGUGCGAUGUAAUAUUAAGAGUAAAAAUUAUAUUUAGAUAUUUUGGCUAA